CUCCAUUUAAGUAUUCGUGUUGAUAGUCAACCUGUCAGUCAGUCAGUCCGUCUGUCAGGCUGCUGUGUCUCAGCCUGACUCUGUGGUAGCCCGUCUGCAGCCCAGCUCGCAGAAUGACAGCCCAUUGGUGGAGCUGUGUGUUGGGAUUACUCUGCAUGCUUGCUGAGGUAAUACUCAGUACCUGGACAGUUUCACAAGACCCCGUCUCGAUCUCUCUAGUGAGAGUCAACUCAUCUACUGUGAUGACAUGCUCCACAUCACUGUCUGACCCAAUGGGGGUCUACCUGAACAGGGGUUUCCAUGGCAACAGGGAUGUUGUGUACCUGGACUUGAGGAACGGACAAGUCAGCCAUCACACCGUGGCUCCAGAAUUUGUAGGUCGAAUUGACAUAACUCCAGUCCAGCAGAACGAGAAGGGCUAUGGAUUCAAGUGGGAGCUGUCUCUGCUGGGGUUGGAGGACACAGACUGGUAUUACUGCAGCUGGAUACACUUCAAAUCAGAGACAGCAGAGCAAGAAACCCGGUCCAGCAAAGGCACCCUGAUCAUUGUCAGAGAGGAAUAUUCCCAGGAACAAUGCAAUCACCACAGUGAGCACCUCAUCUUUUUUGUCUUGAGUGUGACAGCAGUCGUCUUCACAUUGUCCCUCGUCAUCGGAGUACUAAUUGCGAGAUGCAUGCAAUUUAAAAAGAACUUCAGACCUGCCAGAGCUGUAAAACCACCCAGACCUAACAGAUCACAACAUAUCUGCCAUCAGCAGAGAAUUGAACAUUGCCCAUACAUGACCACUUCUGCAAAUGCUAUGGACUUUAGGGGAAUUCUGUGAUACAAAAAGUUGAUGUCAUGACUAUGAAAAGAGAUGAAGAUUUCUUGAAAAAGUGUUGGCAGCAUGUAACAGAUGAUUCGCAGAUUAGCAGCUCGCCCUUACAAGCUCAACGGAGGCGUCUUACUUUGUCUUGCUUGCUCUCAGCUUCAUUUCCUUUUUUUCUAUACAUUUUUGUUUUUUGUCUGCAGAAAAGUGACUGAGCUACCACAUCCUGGCUCAUGUGGCAUACAGGUGUCAUGCGUUUGAACGGCGUUAGUGAAGAAAAACUGCAGAGCAUGCAUUUUAUUACUCACUGUAUUUUGCAGUUCAUGUCCUCUUGACCUGUUAGGUUUUGCAAUAUGCUUAUUCUGCAUGUUUUCUCUGCACCUCAUACAAAGAUUCUGAACUAAUAAACACAUGUGAUCCACA
This is a messenger RNA of Scatophagus argus, 1232 nucleotides long. RefSeq lists its product as uncharacterized. Gene Ontology annotation, cellular component: membrane. The record is from RefSeq and is a predicted model, not a curated record. Gene Ontology annotation, molecular function: signaling receptor activity. Gene Ontology annotation, biological process: adaptive immune response. The transcript is spliced from 4 exons. The coding region runs from base 114 to 824 and encodes 236 amino acids. Lineage: Eukaryota; Metazoa; Chordata; Actinopteri; Scatophagidae.